GAUGAAGGAAACUAAAGGAUGCGAUCAAUAUCAUAUUACACGAACACGUACUUCAGUUUACUUGUGUGUGAGUAUGCCACGAAGUGUUAUGGUGAUGAAAUGGGCACCCCACCCAUUUAAUAAGUUUAUGAAACUCAAAGAAAUUCCAAUGGACAUCAAACCCAAGAUUAUGGAUAUUUGUGAGUCUAAAUCGGGGGAAGUACAAUUGUAUGUUGAUGCCGGAGCAUCACUUCGCGUUUACGAUUUCCAAAACGUGACAGUUGAAGAAGUGACUGCACAUGGAGUGACGGCCGAUCAGCUAGGCUCACCAGUUCGAGGUGUCUUGUUAAACGACGUGUUUGCAGUGUGCUAUACCAACAUGGCUUUACUACAUAGUCUAGAGUCGAGCAAGGAUACCUAUGCCACAUUAACGUGGAGAAAUCCACUUACAUUUGCAGCUCGAUUGAGUGAUGAUUUUCUUGUUGCAGGAUCCACAACUGUUGUUGAUGUGAUCAAUAGUGUGACAGGCAAAAUGGUCCACGUAUUUGAAACGAAAAAAGACAAGAUUCGGUCACUUGAGUUACUGGUUGCACGAGGAAACAAGCUGUAUUUGUUUGCAGAGGAAGAAAAGGAUGGAAGUCGUACAGCUGCCGUUAUUCUUAUCGAAGUGUCGUACGUAUAGUUGAGUUUGAUGUCCAAGUGGAUGUUUGUGUUUUUGGGAAAUGCAUAAAUAAAAACAAAGUAGUUUAAUUUGGAUGC
Messenger RNA from Batrachochytrium dendrobatidis JAM81, 738 nucleotides. RefSeq lists its product as uncharacterized. Lineage: Eukaryota; Fungi; Chytridiomycota; Chytridiomycetes; Rhizophydiales. The record is from RefSeq and is a predicted model, not a curated record. The coding region runs from base 2 to 661 and encodes 219 amino acids. The transcript has 3 exons.